AUGAUGAAAUAAGACCAAGAUAAGAACAUCUGGGAAUGGGUUCCUUGCAAUUAUGAUAUCAAAAGAAUUGUAAAGGAUACUCAGACUUCUUGGAAUUUGAGUCCUUAAAUUUCACUUAAGAUUCCGACUGAGAAUGGGACCAUAGAUCCCCUCAUCAACAUUAAGAUUGACCAAAGUAGACCUUUCAUAUACACUGACAACUUGGGUUGGAAUUGGCAUAAGAGUUGGAACCUUCCAGAUAUUGGUUUAGAAAUGGAAGUAUUAUUUUAUGUGUUACAACACCAAAUAGAUUACAGACCCGUUGACGAAUGAGCGUCUAGCCCCUCCGAACAAUAUUUAUGUAACCAUCGAAUUAUUAGCAAGUGUAAACUGCAAAUUGUGAAGCCAAUCAUAACUCCGAUGAAAACUCAUCAUCUGCUGGAAGUGGGAGCCAAAGGAAACCUCAAAGUGGACAUGGAGAACGGGAAGUGCAUCUUCUCGGGCCUUAAGUUUAAUACCACUUCCUAUAACCACGAUGUAACAAAGUUUAAAUAUAGUUCAGCAUUAACGAUUCCAUAUCGUGAUAACCCUAUAUUUGUGUCAGAGCAAAUUUGAAUUUCCUCAGAUCUUAGAUUCUCGUAUAUCACCUCCCAUUUUUGUGGAUUCCCGCAAAUCCGCUCGAGAUAUUGUGAAACAGAAGGUAAGUCGACCUAACUAUUACAUAGAUCCAAAAACUGUAAUCGUAUUUCGAUCCCUUCUUGCCCAACAAUUUGGAGAAAUAGUUUCUGAUCAUCAAACCCCAGAACUCAGAAGUCAUUAAAAAUUCUAUCGAUGGACUCAUCAACUAUUUCACCGCCCCAAAUAUUCGGCACAAGGUCAAGCAUCCAAUCUUCUUGCUUCUUAAAUUCAGUGCUUGCAUCUCGUUGUAUGUAAAUUCUGCCAAAAUCAAGUUUACUGAGGUAAUGUACUGAAUCAUUCUAUUUUAUCUUAGCCAGACAAUUUAAUCUAAACACUACAACAUGUUCUUUCUACUAGCAAUGCAUUACAAGGAAUUCAAAAAAUAGAGUAGAAACUCAUCAUAUUAUAUAUUGAUUGUAAGAGCAACGAAGCCAAAUAUCAAUAGAAUAUGAAAAAGAUCCAAGAAUUCCUUGAUCCUCUCAACAAUGAUUGCGUCUAAGUCAUUAUGGAUAUCAAUGAUGUCCCCAAGGGAUUCACCCAAGUUGAAAAUCUAGUACUUUUUAUCGUUUACAUCAUAGGAUGAACUCCAAGGAGCAUACCAUAGAGUUUACAACUCCUUAUUAAAAUACAAAAGGGAGGACGAUUAAAUCGAUUAAGAAUAAUUAGAAGAAGAGUAUAAUGCAAAAAUCCCAGAAAAAAAGAAGAAAAAAGAACUUAAAGAACCUGAGUAACUGGUUAAUCCUGAGAGAAUAAGAAAAAUUAUUCACAUUUCAGGUACUCUUCCUAACCAAAGUUCACAUUCGAUGCCUGAACAAGAAAGUGUAUGCAUUUAUUACUAAUCCUCUAGAACCCUAUCAAAUUGGAACAAUUCUCUAUACCCAAUAAUGUCUAAUUGAGACUUCCAACCCAAGAAUAAUCAUAAUAGUACUUACAGCAAUAGCAACUCUAAUAACAACAAUUACAAUAGAACUUAACCUUCAAUCCUGCGUCCUUAUGGUUAUACCUAUAAAAACUUCCUUCAUGAAUUAAAAGUUUAUAAU
This is a messenger RNA of Paramecium octaurelia, 1697 nucleotides long. Lineage: Eukaryota; Ciliophora; Oligohymenophorea; Peniculida; Parameciidae. The record is from the annotation of a GenBank genome assembly.